This is a messenger RNA of Sphaeroforma arctica JP610, 7148 nucleotides long. RefSeq lists its product as hypothetical. The transcript has 4 exons. Bases 1 to 6903 code for a protein of 2300 amino acids. NCBI's taxonomy places the organism in Eukaryota, Ichthyosporea, Ichthyophonida. The record is from RefSeq and is a predicted model, not a curated record.
AUGCGCAAAACCAGUUCAGAAGAACGACGGGACAGUGGGUAUGUGGACAGUAAGGGCAAUGUCAUCAAUCAGGCGCCGCACAAGGCAUUGCCCGUAGAGCACACGCCCACGCCUAAUCUGUUAGGCACACCGGGACCCUUGUCACACCCGGAAACCCCAGACUCUCAACUGUCGGAAGCGGCAUUCUGGAGGCGGAAUAUGGGCGGAGGUGGCGGACAGUCAUUUGGGGACAUGCACACACAAGCAAUGCUGCAGACACAGCAGCAAGCACAGACACAGUCACUCUCACAAGCACAGGCCAUUGCAUACGCAAACUACCCCACACAAUCCCAAACAGCGCCGGGGUAUUCACAGCAGACGUCGUUGGGCUCAACACUCCCCUCGAGCGCCAACAGUGGGCAGCAGCACGUCAACAUCUUCAAUUAUGCCUCGGUCAACGAUCCCAUGAACGCACAGCUGUACGACUCGCGGCAGAGCCUCUCGCAACAGGGCAAUGCGCAUGCGCCAAUGGGGACAUCAAACCCUCUGAUGGGGACACAGCAGCAGCCGUCUAUCAGCAGUGGGAGGAUACACUCUGUGGACAGAAGCGUCUACUCGGCUAAUAAUGCUGGUGUGAAGGAUGCGCGCUCGCCAGUCUCAACCAGCGGCAGCAGUGCGGCAGGGAUAGGUGGCAUGACCUUCAUAGGACUACAACAACAACACGGGCUAAACCAGCAGCUGCACCCAUCGCAUCAGACACUGCAGCAACUGCAGCAGAACACCAAUGACCAGCAGCAACGCGACAAUCUACAACAAACCCUGAAUAUUCUGCAGCAGCAAAACAAUAGCAAUCUUCAUAAUCAGCAACACAGUAAUCCGAACUCAAACCCUGGGAGCACGCACAACAGCCUGGGUCAAGGGCAGCUCGGCGGUGCGGGUGCUAACGGCUCGCCCUUCAGUCUUGUCAACGGCGACGGUAGCGAACAACUGGCAGGCGGUGAGCUGCUCAACACUCAGGGCGGUUAUGGCUACCUCUCCUCGACUAAGAGCGCCACACCUAACUUCGACACACUUAACACACGGCCGUCACCCGGCACUCUUCCCUACGCGUCUAUCUAUGAUGUGGGCGAUAGCAAGUUCGGUCUACUCAACAACGAGUUUUCAGAUGACCCAUACAAGCGCCUUUGGAACCAGAAUGAGGUGCAGUCGGCAGUAAGUAAUCAAAGUCAGUCGUCGUCCCGAAAACGAGACCACGAAGACGAAAGCGUUGAGGAUGAAUUGUACCGGUCCAUCAUGCAGACCAAGAAGGGCAAAAUGGAUGUGAGUCAGCUCCUGGCGAACAACAGCUUCAAUCAGGAUUCUAUCAUGAACGCCAUCAGCGCGUGUAAUUCGGAGGAACUUCGGGAUCUACACCAUAUAUUGCAGAAGCAAAUGGAUGAUGUUGUUGCGCAGGUGCCUCAGCAACGGAACGAGGCGCACCUUCAGAACACUCUGCCCUCACAACACACAACCACCGCACACCAUCCACCACCUCACCCGCAGACGCGUGUGACGUUCGACGGUCAUGUGGGGAAUCAGGCGUUUGCCGAGCUAGAGGCUACGUUAACAACCAACAGCUUACCGACUAUGCCCGCGGUGCCCACGAUCAAUAGCAUUCCAUCUGUGAUAUCCAUGCCAUCCCACUCUACCAUUCAUAGCGGCACAAACCAACCUUCCAAAUUUUCGCCAGUUCACAGUUUUGAGAAUGCAGCCGCUGGUGUGAUGUCAGUGCAAGCACAGGAACACCAACGGAAUAUGUUCCACCAACAAGCAGCGCUUCAGCAGCAAUUUGCACUGCAGCAGCAGCAGCAACAUCAACAUCAACAGAAUGUAUUACAGCAACAACAAGCCCUGCAACAACAACAGCAGGCCCUACAGCAGCAACAAGCACUCCAACGGCGGCAGGAGGAGCAGCAGCAGCGACAACAACAUCUGCAGAAUCACCUCAAACGACAGCAAGUUCAACUACAGAACCAGUUGCAGCAGCAACAGACUGACCUGUACAAUGGGCCUAUGUUGAACACCCUGGGCUUCAGUAACCAGACGGGUGGCACGAAUCAAUCGCCGCAACAGAACCAGAUAUACCACCACCAGCAACAACUCACGCAGCAGCAGCAGUUGCUAAAUAACUAUAUGAGCGGCGCAGGUCGCGAUUCUCUGGCGACAGUAAGUGGAGCGCAGCAGACGGGAACCCAAGAGUCGCCGGGUGAUACCCAGGCACGUGCUCUGCCAACGGACGAUGCAGCAUCAUCAACAUCAUUCAAUGCAAGCAAAAGUACCAACAACUCCGACCAACACAACGGCACACCCGGCAUAGACAGGACGCGCAUGGAGAGUCAGUGCCGCAGCGAGGGCGAGUGUGCGCCGCUGAGUGGAUAUCAUGAGGCGCGUGUGGUGCAGACACGUGGACUCGACACAGGGGCCGUGACGGCUGAAGUGUUGCUGGUCCCACGCCACGCGGAACUCACGCGCAUCAUCCCAUACACGGAAGACCACGACGGCAUCCAGACGCCCAAGGGAUCGCACUCCACGUUCCGCGAAGAGCACAAGCCUCAGAACAACUAUGGCCACGCCGAGCGGAUAUCGAGCGACCCGAAUGCGCCUCCCGGAUACCCGUCAUCACCACACACACUGUCCAACCGAGGCAUUGUGACUAAUUCUAAUCUAUCGAUUGAUAUCCGGCGAGACAAUGCGGGCGAUAAUGGGGUGGUAGUUGACAACCGUGAUGGGGCGGGUGUUUAUGAGCACAACACCGACCCUGACGCAGAGACAGAGACGGACAGUGACAUGGACGUGGACUCAACUGCCGCUGCAGAUGGCAUCGCCCUCAGAGCGAAGGCGGCAACAGCGGUCACCAUCAAGAUAAAGGACCUUGGUCAUGCCACCAGCGAGGUCAAGAUUAGUCGGAAGGCUGAUAAGGAUACGGGUGGCAGUGGAGAAAGCGGGAAUGGACGUGACAGUGGUAUCGUUACAAACCAAGGCGCAUUGAAUGAGUACGUGCGCGGCUCAGAUGCUGAUGAUGAGGAUAUGCAUGGCACAGGAGACGCUAGCGACGAUGGCCGAAACAAUCGCAAACACGGCAGCUCAAGUGAUUAUGAAGUGGUCGAGCGCAGACAGCUUGAGAGAGGCAACGGUCGUGCCGCCAUGCAGGACCGUAGGAAUAAGUUGGGCGAGCGUCUCAGCUUGCCGCAGGUGAAGCCACAUGCACCGGCUUCUGGUGCUGAGUCACCUGUACUGUCAGAUACGGCAACAGCCACAGCUGCACCCGACACCUUGGAGUCAACUGACAGGUGCGCAGCUACACCAACACCAGGCCCACUGCAGCAGCACCCGAAUGCACACGAGAAAACAGCGGUGCAGUCAUCAGAGGAGCAGGAGGCCAAGGAGGCGUUACACAAGCAUACAUCGCCAGAGGUGCCUGACAGAGACGAUGAGAAAACACCACAGAGGAAUGACACGGUCGACUCAGACAAGGGGACACCCACUAAUGCCGAUGCAAAAGAUGCAACCGCGCAUGCCGUGGGCGCGGAUGGCACGCAUUCACAAGUUGGCGCUGCAGGUAAGGACAGUGGCAGGUACGAUCCAGAAGAGGUUUACUACGAACACCUCGAGGACCCGCAGGAUAUGCAUGAAGUUAUCGAUCCACAGGCUACAACACACAUAGCCGACACUCCCUACUCGCGCGAGACAUUGGCAGGAGCGCUCUCAAAUGCUCUGAGUGACCUUGCAAGCGAUGCGCCAGACACUCCGUACGAGGGCCACUCAGAGACGCCUGUGCAUUCUGACGGUACCGCACACACCACCCCCUCAGCCAAUGGCAACAGUCACGAGGGGGCAGCGGAGAUGGAGCAGCAGGUGGUUGAGCAGCAACAGGCAAUAGCAGAGCUCAAGCUCAAGCUGUCCCAGUUUGAGCAGAUUGCAGCCAGCAAGGUACGCGCACACCAACUGCACAUUGAGCAGCAGGAGCUGCAGCGCCAGCAACAGGAGCAACAGCUCUUGCGCCAGGCACAACAGGACGCACAGCUGCAGCAACAACAGCUGCAACUGCAGCAGUUGACCCAGCAACUGCAACAGACCAUAGCACAGCAACAACUGCAACAGCAGCAACUGCAAGCGCAGCCCAGCAUGGCGCAACCGUUGGGGCCUAUGCUUGGUUAUGCGCCCCCCCCACCACCGCCCAUGGCCGUCCAGCUGCCGCCACUCGGCGUUGCUACUGCCGGGGCUGGUCUGUUACCCGCCGAGUUGCAUGAACUGUCUCUGCCGGGCGAUUUAGUUCCGUCCGACAUGAUUGCUAAUGAGAAGCCGAUAGGGUCUAUGCAGCCGAAUAUGCAUUUGCCCCCGUCGCAACAUACACAGACGUUCGCUACUCAUAAGAAGGCGCUAAUGCCGGCCCCACUGGCUGUGCCUUUGACCGCCGGGAUGCGGUUACAGCAUUCUUCUGUACCCCCUACAGCACCCCGCACAGCAUCGCCCCCAGGGCACGUACAGCCGAUGUACGCACCGGUGUCGGGUCAUACGCAUGCUCAGGAAAGCAUCGGAGGCCGUCGUGUGGGCUUGGAGAUGGGUAUGGCUGUGGCCGGACUAACCAGCUAUGGGGCAGGUAUGCCACCACCAGGUGGUGCUCCUCCUCCGCCUUCGACUGCCACUCAACCUGCAUUUGUACCGUUAUACACUGAGGAAAGAGCACAACACUUGUCGUUGGCAGAUGAAGGAUUUGCAUCAGAUGUGGCUGAAAAGACAAAACAGGCCUUGGUACAGUCACGAGAACCAGGCCAGGUGCCUUCCGAACCUGCCAUGUCCGAAGAAGGACCGGUAGCGGCGGUGCACAAUCUAGCGAUGACAUCGAUGCCAACUCGCUCAUUGGUGCACGAGCCGUCUGCGCCUAUGGUAUUCCAGUCAAUGCCCAUACACGAUAGCACUCCGCUUGCACAAGUUCUGCCGAAGCACGAUAAGAAUGAGCACAAGGACAAUAACAAUGCACUUGGCGACAUAGGGUCUGGUGCAUCUGCAGGCAGAGGCGGAAAGCAAGAUCGCGCGGCUGCACCCUCACGGAGAAGGCGAUUUUCAAUACCCGAUACUGGCUUUAGUGGCGGCGUGGAAAGUGGUGCGCUCGGCGGUGUCGCUGAUGUUGUUGACAACGGCAAGUAUGACGCUUCGGAUGAAUACGAUCUCACAAUCGAAGACUCGUAUGAUGGGGCAGGUGAUAGAGCGGAGAGGACCUCAGUGGAGACGAGCACAAUGGACAAGAAAUCAAAGAAGAAGACUGGGUUCGCUCUUCGUAAGAGUAGCAGCAAGGGCACAGACAAGGAGACUGAAUCGAAUAUGUCUGACCGAGCGAAGAAGGAGCAUACAGGAGUCGAUUAUGAUAGGUCGGAGUUCAAAAUGCUAUCUGGUGUUGAACUACAUAGUGAUGAAGGUACGGGUAUAAACGACUAUAUGAAGGACUCACAGCAAAUACCGGAUGGUGCACCGGCCGCUUCCAAGAGAUCAAGUGUGUCGGGUAUUGGCACGAGUGUAAGUGGUCUUGGUGCGAGAGUGAGUGGCACACUCAAGAAGAUGUUCAGCUCUGGUUCCAGGAAGUACACCUCCUCCGGUUUUUCAUCAUCUCCACCUCUGAUGGAGGGCCAAUCUGAAUCCAAGGCACAAGCAGAAGAGCACCAAGGUAUGCCAUGGGAGGCAUUAUUCGAUGUGCAGUCACCAUCCGAAGCUGAUGUAGAACCGCUGGGAGCCUUAGAGGCUGUUGGUAGUGAACCUGAUGAGGCGGCAGAGGCGGGAUACAGUGCAUCGGCAGAAUCCAGUGCGGACGAGAGCGAGCAGCUCAAGUCUAGCUUCAAGACAUCAGAGGCAACCGGUAGCAAUACUGUCUCGUUUGACAGCACACUUCAGCAAGAGCCUGUCGAUUCAGAGGAGGAGUCAUCCAGCGGUGCAGAUUACGGUGUCGACGAUGUGUACAAACGCGUGUUAAGCGAAAAAAUGCAUUGUCACGUGGGUGCAAACGAUGUCAAGCAACUGCAGAGCGAGCUCACGAACGGCAGCGAAGUCACCUCUGAUACCGAGGACGAUGCCAUCGAUCAGCAAUAUGACGUAGGGAAAUCACCUCGAAAAGCAGUAGAUGAUAUUAGUCCUGAAACUCCAGAUUCGAGUGUACAAAAUCACACACAUUCGGAGGACGAACAGGCAGUAGACGAGGUCACGGAACGCUUGGCGGAAUUAUCUUACAACGAGUCGCCAAUUAAGGAAGCGGAGGUGGUUGAGGAGGGCAUCAGUCAGCAAUCCGCCAUGUCUGUGCAAGGAACAGAGGACAGAGUUGCAAAGUCGAGUGAUAAUGAAGAGCCUGUGUACGGUAGCGACAUCACGGUUCAUCACCGAAAUGAUGCAGACCGAAAUGAUGCAGACCGAAAACAUGCAGCGAGUGUCGAAGAGAGCAGAGCACGUGCGACCGACAGUGCGUUCGGAGUGUCAGAUGGGAGUGGUGAGGGUGAUACUUUGGAAGAAACCACUGACCUGCAUGUGGAUGGACUUACACAGGACAUGUACAAGAUGGGCAUUUCAGCCGGCACUCAGCUGGAGGAUAAGAUUGUAUCAGCGCCAGGUACCAAGGCAUCUUUAGACUCACUUCAACCACCCACACAUGACCUGGUGGCCCUGUCGCAAAAAGAUGAGGUGAACGAGGAUAGCCCUGAUGUAUCCGAGGAUUGUGUGCAGAUGAGCACCUUGCACAACAAGUCGGACGGGCAUACCACGGUGGAGAGUGCUGAACACUUCGAGCAGUUGAGGAAGAAAUACUUGGCGUUGCGAUUGCUCAUGAGCAGUAUAGACAAGGCACAGGCUCAGAAAGAAGUGGAGGAGAAGGCAUAUCAUCAUAUCUCUGAAUCGUGCAGUUAGCAGAAAAAUGUCUUGAAUGGACUGUGUGAUAGUGUAGUGGUGAGGAUACGCGUUCGCCGCCUGCUCUAUAAAAUAGCUCUUCAAUCAUAGGAUUGAUAUUGGAGCAUGUUUGGAUGUACGUGUUACCGCUACUACAUAAAAUUAGUAGAUUGAUUAAGGGAUUUAUAUAUAUACAGGUAUGAACAUACUCUCGAAGUGUGCGCGUAUGUAAUUUAGGAAUAUAUUAAAUGGAUUGACCAUUCACA